Molecule: messenger RNA, 1002 nt
Organism: Pestalotiopsis fici W106-1
Lineage: Eukaryota; Fungi; Ascomycota; Sordariomycetes; Amphisphaeriales; Sporocadaceae
Exons: 1
Coding region: 1-1002 (333 amino acids)
Molecular function (GO): ATP binding; kinase activity
Source: RefSeq, a predicted model, not a curated record
AUGGCGGUUACUGAAUCAUACGUGGAGUCUUUCAAACUGAGCGACGCCGAGUCGCGACGCAUAUUCCUCGAGCAAAUCGUCCCCAAGUACCUCGGCCAUCUGCAGAGCCCGGACAAUGUGGGUCACGAAGAUCGGCCACCGCUGGCCGUGUUUAUCAUCGGACAGCUGGGUGCAGGCAAGACACGCGCAGCACCGACAAUUAAGCAAGUGAUGCAAGGGCGCCGCGGCGAGCCGGCGCACCUUAUUGCCAACAAGUACAAGGAAUUCCAUUCAUCCUGGGAACAGCUGCUGUCCGAAAAGCCCAUGCACGCAAGCAUGGUGACCAAGGCCGACGACCGCGCCUGGCUGGCCAUGGGCGUUGCGCACGCCAUGGAGCGCCGCGCCGACGUCCUGGCCGAGAUGGCGUGCCGGUUCCCAGAGGACUUUUGCGAGCUCACGCAGACCCUGCACGACGCCGGCUACCGCGUCGAGGUCAUGAUCCUGGCGGUCCCCGAGGCUCUCAGCUGGAUUGGGGUUCUGACGCGCUAUAAUAAUGAUCACUUGCGCGAGCGCGAGCAGUCUGACAGGUCUUGGGGAUUGCCGCAGCUUCCUCAUGAUGAAACUUGUGCGAAUCUGGUCAAUGCAGCUCGGUUCGUCGAUGAAUCGAGUGCCGUUGACCAGGUGGUCGUGGUACGCCGGGGAAAUCUCGUGGCGUACACCAACGAAAAGGUCAAUGGCUCGUGGGUAAAGAAGGGCAGUGCCGUCGAUGCUCUACUGUUUGAACGAAAUUGCGGCAUUUUACCGGCAGAGCAAAGGGCGGCAGAGGAGGAUAUUAAAGAAUUGCAGAAAGACGGCAGCACUAUACCAAAGUCCAGUAUUCCCGAGAUUGGACAUCUUACUAGUUUCUUUGACAUUACUAGUGAUGAAAGGCAAUUGAGAGACUUGGCGUUGCCAAGGAUAUCCACCGCGAAUGUACGAUUUGGGACCCAAGUAGAUUUGAGCUUGGGGCUCGAUAUCCCAUGA